Cantharellus anzutake is the source of this 552-nucleotide messenger RNA. RefSeq lists its product as uncharacterized. NCBI's taxonomy places the organism in Eukaryota, Fungi, Basidiomycota, Agaricomycetes, Cantharellales, Hydnaceae. Bases 1 to 552 code for a protein of 183 amino acids. The record is from RefSeq and is a predicted model, not a curated record. The transcript has 3 exons.
AUGACUCUUAUAACCUCCACCAGCCCUCGCAAUCUCUCUCUGCUGCUGCUGGUCGAUGCCAACGAUCCUAGGACUACCUCCUCCUUCAACUCUCUUCCACCCUUCCUCCGAUCUGUGUCCACAUCACCUCCGGAACUCCUACAUUGUUCUGGAACCUCAGGACAUACCUCAACUCUCACUCCUCUUUCCGGACCUCCUACUGUUGAAAUAACCACCUCAGUUUCCCUAAAAGACCACAUGCAAAUUCCAACACCUACCUCCGGACCUCCACUACCAUACCUCCACCUCCUUGGACCUCUCUUUCAAAAGGAUAUGGAUCUUGGCCACCUACUUGUUGUUGGUAACCCUCAACUUGUCUAUCCAUCCACCUUCUUACUUCUGGUCUCCACACCUCCAGCACCUCCAGUCAUGUACCUCCAGUACCUCCCCACUCCUACCUUACCUCCAGUCACAUUAUUCCUUAUUGUUUUAUCAUUUGAUAUUUUCUACAACCCCAAUAUUCCAGACUACAACUUCCAGGCUCCGGACUCUUCCAGACAUCUUCCCCUGUAG